Messenger RNA from Clonostachys rhizophaga, 1278 nucleotides. NCBI's taxonomy places the organism in Eukaryota, Fungi, Ascomycota, Sordariomycetes, Hypocreales, Bionectriaceae. The record is from the annotation of a GenBank genome assembly.
AUGCCCAACGGGAUCAUUGGCACUGGCUACGGCUUCCUUCCACUCCCUGCAGAUGGCGAGAAAAAGCUCACAAUAUCUGUUGACUUUGACUUGCGCUACUCUCCAGCAGGGUUCCAUGGCGUCUUGACCCACUCUCCACCGGAUCUAUCCACUUCACGGUUGACCGGAAAGCCCUCGAUUCUCCACCAAUCGUUCUACAUGCUAGGGCGCCUUAAAUACUUGAAGGAUUACGAAAACAAUCAUGGUGAAAAGGUGGCGAGAGAGACGAAGCAAAUUUUCGAGUACAUGUGUGACUUUUUCCAGUGUUCUGGAGAGUCAUAUCGAAUCUUCUUUCGGGAAGACCCCUACUACGUUGUCCGCAGUGGUCUCGCGCAGCCCGGAGGCUUCCUAAUCUCCUUUGGCCUUUUGUUGAAGCAAGCUGGCUGGGCCCUCGACUCUUUCACCACACUAUUCGCUCACGAGAUGACGCACAACUUUGCGAAUCCUGCCGAGGGUGAGGAUAUUGCCAAUGGUGCGCAGUGGUAUGCCGAGGGUUUGGCAGAGUAUUACUCCAUCUUUGCACGCCACCGACUGGGCUUGCUCGAUGAGCACGGCGUCGGGGACGAGAUGAACUACCGAGCCCAAGCCUACUACACUAGCCCCUUAGCAACAUUGUCGAACGAAGAGGUGAACAAGCUUACAUGGAAGACGCAAAACGCCCAGCGUUUGCCGUACUCGCGCGGUCUCGUCUUCUGGGUCCGUCUGGAAGCGCUUGUCCGCGAAACUUCUAGUGGGCAUCGCGGCAUCGACGAGUUGGUCGUAGAGAUAGUGCAACUUGCCAAAACGCGUGGAAAGCCUCCAACCCUUGCCGAGUUCCUCGGUCGGCUGGACCAGGAGCUCGGUCCUGUAGCUCGCCAGGAAUAUGAGCACCAUAACUCCGGCAAGCUGAUUAUUCCCCCUAAGCGCAGCCUGAUACCUGGAGCUGUUGCCGUCCGUAUUGACAUGGAGCCUUUCGAACUUGGAUUUAACGAGGAGAGUUUGUUGCAGGGACCUAGAAUCGUGAGAGGUCUGCGAUCGGACUCGAGAGCUGCAAACGCUGGAAUCCUGGAUGGAGAUCUCCUUACGUCCUGGGUAGAUCUAAAUCACUGCAAAGAUCACCUCGAGUCUGAGAUGAAACUGAGAAUAGAGAGAAAGACAGCAGAUUCAGAGGUGUCUCAAGAGCUUGACAUCACGUUUUGGCCCCGGGCAUACACAAAGGUCGAGGGCUGGGAGUGGACUUUGGUUAAUGCAAAGGAUUGA